Molecule: messenger RNA, 2046 nt
Organism: Lodderomyces jiufengensis
Lineage: Eukaryota; Fungi; Ascomycota; Pichiomycetes; Serinales; Debaryomycetaceae
Gene: GLC3
Product: 1,4-alpha-glucan branching enzyme
Exons: 1
Coding region: 1-2046 (681 amino acids)
Biological process (GO): glycogen biosynthetic process
Cellular component (GO): cytoplasm
Molecular function (GO): 1,4-alpha-glucan branching enzyme activity; cation binding; hydrolase activity, hydrolyzing O-glycosyl compounds
Source: RefSeq, a predicted model, not a curated record
AUGUCAAAAGAUUUAGUGAAAGGAGUUCUUGAAUUAGAUCCAUGGUUAGAACCAUUUUCAAAUCAAUUAAUAAAAAGACAAGAACUAAGUCAAGAUUGGAUACGAAAAUUAACUAAAAGUGAAGGAUCAUUAUUAAAUUUUGCAAGUUCAUAUGAAACAUAUGGAUUAAAUCCAACUACUACAGGAGCUAAAAUAAUAGAAUAUAUUCCAGAAGUUCAAGAAGUUAGUCUUGUUGGAGAAUUUAAUAAUUGGAAUUUAGAUUCACAUAAAUUAAAAAAAAUAAAUGAAUUUGGAUUAUGGGAAUUAGAAAUUAAUGGUACUACAACAAUUCCUCAUGAUUCAGUUUAUAAAAUUGCAAUGAAAUUACCUCAUGGUGAAUGGAUAUAUAGAUUAGAUCCAUGGUGUAAACGUGCAACAUAUAAUAAAGAUUCAAAUUUAUAUGAAGGUAGAUAUUGGAACCCACCAACAAAUGAAAUUUAUAAAUUUAAAAAUAAAAGACCAAGAUUAUCUCAAGGUAUUAAAAUCUAUGAAGCUCAUGUUGGUAUAUCAACACCUGAACCUAAAAUUGGAAGUUAUAAAAAUUUUACCACCAACAUUUUACCAAAAAUUCAUGAAUUAGGUUAUAAUACUAUACAAUUAAUGGCAAUUAUGGAACAUGCUUAUUAUGCAUCUUUUGGUUAUCAAAUUACUAGUUUUUUUGCAAUAAGUUCAAGAUAUGGUACUCCAGAAGAUUUAAAAGAAUUAAUUGAUACUGCUCAUGGUAUGGGGAUUAGAGUAUUAUUGGAUGUUGUUCAUUCACAUAGUUCAAAAAAUGUUGAAGAUGGUUUAAAUAUGUUUAAUGGAACUGAUUAUUAUUUAUUUCAUGGUGGUUCAAAAGGUCAACAUGAUUUAUGGGAUUCAAGAUUAUUUAAUUAUUCAAAUUAUGAAACUUUGAGAUUUUUAUUAUCAAAUUUAAAAUUUUUCAUUGAUGUUUAUAAAUUUGAUGGGUUUAGAUUUGAUGGUGUAACAAGUAUGUUAUAUAAGCAUCAUGGUUUAAGUUCUGGAUUCAGUGGUGAUUAUAAUGAAUAUUUUAAUGAAGAUUGGGUUGAUAAUGAAGCUAUUGUUUAUCUUAUAAUUGCUCAUAUAUUAAUGAAAGAUAUAAGUGAAAAAGAAGAUAUUGAAAUUACAUCAAUUGCAGAAGAUGUUUCUGGUAUGCCUACAUUAUGUCGUCCAAUAACCGAAGGAGGAAUUGGAUUUGAUUAUAGAUUAUCAAUGGCUAUACCAGAUAUGUGGAUAAAAAUAAUAAAACAUUUACAAGAUGAACAAUGGGAUUUAGGUAAUAUAGUACAUACAUUAAUAAAUCGUCGUCAUGGUGAGAAAUGUAUAAGUUAUUGUGAAUCUCAUGAUCAAGCAUUAGUUGGUGAUAAAACAUUAGCAUUUUGGUUAAUGGAUAAAGAAAUGUAUACAAAUAUGUCAACAUUAAGUGAAUUAACUCCAGUAAUAGAUAGAGGUUUAUCAUUACAUAAAUUAAUUAGAUUAGUUACAUUUGCAUUAGGUGGUGAAGGUUAUUUAAAUUUUGAAGGUAAUGAAUUUGGACAUCCUGAAUGGUUAGAUUUCCCACGUUCUGGAAAUAAUGAAAGUUAUCAUUAUGCAAGAAGACAAUUUAAUUUAAUUGAAGAUGAUAUGUUAAGAUACAAAUUUUUAUAUAAUUUUGAUUCUGCGAUGCAACAUUUGGACGUAUUGGAUUCUCCACAAGCUUAUGUAUCAUUAAAAAAUGAACAAGAUAAAGUUCUUGUAUUUGAAAGAAAUGGAUUAUUAUUUAUUUUUAAUUUUAAUUCAACACAAUCUUUUCCAGAUUAUAAAGUCGGAGUUGAAAUUCCAGGUACUUAUGAAAUCAUAUUAAAUUCUGAUGAACCAAAAUUUGGAGGUCAUGAUAGAAUUAAAGAUCAUGAAAUUGGUAAAAAACAACAAUUUUUCACUAAUAAUGAAAGUUGGAAUCAUAGAUCAAAUUCUUUAAUGGUUUAUAUACCAAGUAGAACUGCAAUUGUAUUAAAAAAAGUUGAUUAA